Mobula hypostoma (lesser devil ray) is the source of this 10117-nucleotide messenger RNA. RefSeq names its product solute carrier family 26 member 4 (gene slc26a4). The coding region runs from base 4331 to 6790 and encodes 819 amino acids. Gene Ontology annotation, biological process: transmembrane transport. The record is from RefSeq and is a predicted model, not a curated record. Gene Ontology annotation, cellular component: plasma membrane. The transcript is spliced from 24 exons. NCBI's taxonomy places the organism in Eukaryota, Metazoa, Chordata, Chondrichthyes, Myliobatiformes, Myliobatidae. Gene Ontology annotation, molecular function: chloride transmembrane transporter activity; oxalate transmembrane transporter activity; bicarbonate transmembrane transporter activity.
UGCUUCCUUGGUAAGUAGUGUAUCUUUCCAGGUUUCCAUCGAUGCAGUGUUUUGUUGUCAGCUCUUUGAUGUUGAUUGUCUCGUCCCGCGGGAAUUGAUCGGCCUGUCGCGUCGUUGGACGCUCCAUAACGGGCCGAGUAACGGGGGAGGCUCCGCUGCCACCUCCAGCUGCCGGGGGCCUGGGCUGUCGAUUGGGUCGGGCCCCGAAGCCGACACUUAAUCCCGGAUGGCCGGGCUCCUGGCUGAAACAAGUCCUUAAGGCGAGUCACGGUUGCAGAGGCCUCCGCUCUAGCCGAGCCUCGGGCUCGAUUUCCGAAGUCGGCGGCGGAGGCAUCACUUCCGGCAGCUGUGGAUGGCCACCAACGAGGCUUUACGGUGGUCGCUAAGGGGAUGCGUCUGGGGCACCUGGAGGUCUCCGCCGUCACUUCUGUGUGGUCGUCUGCUCCGGAGAGGUGCUGGUCGGAAUGAGCCGCGUCUCCAAGCGCUCUGGCACGGUAGCAGACCGCGGGUCUCUGGGGACGUGGUGGGCCUAACUGGUCGGGUCCAGGUGCGGUCCGGUGGUCUCCAGCUGGAUUUCCAUGAGUGAAGGAAUCGACGCUGGGUAGCAUGGCUUAUGCAAAGUUCCUCACCAUCCAAGUAGGAUUGCCACUACCGUAUUAGUACCGUAUCAGUUCUGGUAUUUUUUAUACUGCAUAUGCAAUUCUACCAUCCACAAGGGUGUGGAUUGAAAGUUAAAUUGUGAUUGUAAUGGCAAGAACUAGUUGUAAAUUUGUUUUGUUUCGUGACCCUCUUCUGGCACUUAAACAUCUAAAACAGAUAAAGGAAUUAAAACCCGAAAAAGUACACUUUGUAUUUGUUGUCCUGAGUGUGUACUUUUCCCCAGGCUACAAAAUUUGGUAUCAGGAGUGGGGCUAAUUCCAAGCCAGUUUAGAGGGUCUCUGAUUGUUGUAUGCAGUAUAAUAUACGGUAGUGGUGAAGACAGGACCGUGUUCCCGAGGGGCGGAAGGAGAGAGCGCCUGUUGCCUCGUGGAGAGCGUGGUGGAGCCUCAGGAAUGGGACGGGACGUCAGUGACUGACAUCAGGAUGCAGAGCGGUGACGUGGACCCAGGGAACUGCGGGCUGUGAAGCCUUCGUGUUUGCAACAAAGGACAGCAGCAACUCCUUUUACAGGCUUGUUGUGUGAACUUUAAAGACUUGAGCUUUUACUAUGUCAUGCUGAGAGGACACACCAGUUGAACUUGAUUUGAAUGAACAAAUUAGGGAAUUGCGUAGUAGGUAUGAUGAAGCCAUGGCAACCAUAGAUAAAUUAAGCAAAAGGUCCUAUGUAUAUGUCCCAGGGGAAAGAAACAUUGUUCCAUUUAUGGGGGAUGUUGAGAAAGAUGGGAGAUCUGUUGAUGACUUUAUUGAAGAAGUACAACGUGCACUUCAUAGUAGAAAUCAGUGUGACCAGGAUCAGUAUGACUUUGUUAUGUCCCUGCAGGGGAGAAGCCUUAGAGGAAGCACGUAUGUGCAGUGAUGCUGAGGAAGACCGGGCUGAUGACUUGUUCACCUGUCUCAGGGAAGCUUUUAGAGACGAGCGUAGGGCACCCUGGCAGUGGCAUGGCUUCUACAGUCACAAACAGCAUGAGGGUGAAGAUGUAAGAGAAUUUUCACAUCCCCUAGCCCAAGCUCUUAACUUGAUACUGAAGCACUCCCCUGAUGCUGUGACCAAUGAGAGGGUGGUGCUAAGAGAUCAAUUUAUAGAGGGGAUCAGGGAUCCUUCCCUCAGAAGGGAGCUCUACAGAUUUGUGCGGGGCCACCCUGAGUCCUCAAUGAUAGAAGUGAGGGAGGAGGCUCGUUUGUGGCUUGUAGAAGAGCCCCUGGGAAAUACAAGGUCUGGAAAGUCAAAGUGUAGCAGUAGCCAGGCACAGUGCUCGAUUCUUAAAGCUCGGGAAUCUGAGUCUGUCACACUAGAUGACAUCCUUAAAGUGGUCACAGAGCAGGGCAAAGCCCUUAGUGAAUUGACUCAAGCAGUGAAAGAUCUCACUGUGCAGAGGGAUUUUACAUGCACUACUAGCAGCAGACGUAAUUUACAGCCUAGGUUCACAGAAGAUGGGCAACCAAUAUGUUUCAAGUGUCAGGUGGGAGGGCAUUUGGCCAAGAAUUGCCCACGGAGGCGGGAUGCAAGGGAAGUGGAGUCUGAUUCCUCCUGCCCUCAAGAGGUUGGGAGUCGAGCAAUUCGGCGGAACCUCAUAGAUACAGAUAAUGUACAGCUACCCCGUGCCCAGUUGCUGCAAGGUGCCAUAGGGACAUGUCCAGUUGUGGAGCUUUAAAUUUCAGGUGUCGCUGUCCGUUGUCUGUUGGACACAGGUAAUCAGGUAAGCACCCUGACUGAGCAGUUCUUUUGAGAACACUUGAAUGGAGAGGACAGGGGUAUGUUGUCCAUUGCUGACUGCCUUAGGCUAGCAGCUGCAAACAGUCUGGAUAUUCCUUACCUUGGGUACCUAGAGCUAGAAGUUCAAGAAAUGGGCAUGAAGAUACCAAAUUGUAGCUUUCUAGUAGUCAGGGAUCCUGUUAGCACCAAACCACCUAUCCCAUGUAUUGUAGGCAUGAACCUUAUCAGCCAGUGUAGGCAACUUGUCUACGCAGUGUUUGACUUCGAUGUCCAGGAUCGUCCAGGUCGGAGCAAUACCGUGGCUGAUGCAGUCUCUAGGCAGCCAUUUGCAGGGGAGCCUGAGCCUGUCUCAGACGAUGCGGAGUUUGAUGGGGCUGUGGCGAUCUGUAGUUUGAUCAAUCACGGCACUGCCAUUGUCCCAGCACUGGUUACCGCUGGUCUUAACAGCUAAGCAAAUUUGAGCCUGGGAAGCUGGUACUAGUGAUGUAAGUGGUCCGAUGCAAGGGAACACUCCAACCCUCCCAGGUUACUCUAAUGGAGACUUGCGUACUUUUCAGCAGCAAGACCCUGUGUUAGGUGUCCUAAGAGACUAAUGGGAUCAGAAAAGAAAGCUGAGUGGCCAGGAGCGUAAAACUCUGCCUAAACCUGUUUUGUCUCUGUUAAGGCACUGGGACAGUAUCAGGGAGCGUAAAGGGUAACUGUAUAGGGUAGUUGAGGAUGAGAAGCUUGGGGAGUGUUACCAGCCUCUGGUACCUAACAGCUUGAGGAGCAAAGUGUUAGAGUAUGUACAUGACGCUAUGGGCCAUCAAAGUAUAGAACGUACUCUGCAGUUGUUGAGAAGCUGAUGUUUUUGGGUGGGCAUACACGAGGAUGUGGCACGGUGGGUCAAAAAUUGUCCACAUUGUGUACUAAGAUGCCGCAGCCUAGGAUCCGCCCCCCCCCCCCCCCAUGAAGUCAUUUCUGGCUUCCAGGCCGCUUGAAGUUGUAGCGGUAGAUUUCACUGUGUUGGAGCCGGCAACUGAUGGGAGUGAAAAUGUCUUAGUGGUCAUGGACGUUUUCACUAAAUUUACCCAAGCAUUUCCGACUUGGGAUCAAAAGGCGGAUACCACAGCAAGGGUGCUCUUGAGGGAAUGGUUCAUGAAGUACGGUGUCCCUGAGAGAUUGCAUUCUGACCAGGGCUGUAACUUCGAAAGUGAGGUCAUAGGGGAGCUUUGCAAACUAUAUGGGGUAAAGAAAAGCCGUACCACACCUCAUCAUCCUACUGGAAACACGCAGUGAGAGCGUUUCAACAGGAUGAUGCAUGAUUUCUUGCAUUCGUUGCCUCAGAAAAGAAGCGCAGAUGGCCAGAACAUCUACCCAAGUUGGUGUAUGCAUAUAAUGCGACACCUCAUGCAACCACCGGGUAUUCACCUUACUAUCUGUUGUUUGGGGUGGAUCCCCACUUGCCCGUGGAUGCUCCGCUGGGGCAAGAACAGACGGUGGACCAGAAACAUGACUGGCUAGUCUCAGUUCAGUUCUCUUUAGAGAAGCAGUUAAAGAGGUUAAAAGUACCCUUGUAGUGAGCAAGUAAUCGAGGACGAUUACUUGAAUGCAAGGGAGAAUGUAACCAGGUGACCGUCGGAUCUUAUUCAGUAUCGUUAAAAGUGUACUUAGGCAUCCAUCCGGCUAAUGCUAGAAUAGUUGUCUGUGCCUUUAAGGGAGACAGUGAUGUCAUUAAGCAUACGCGGGAUAGUGGGGAGACUAUUUUGUUUCUGCUGAAGACACUGGUGGGGCGUUGGAAUUGAGUUCCUCCCCGAGACUAGGCAUGGUGAGGAAAGGUGAGCAUUAAUUGACGAUAUCCAUGUGAAUUCAUUUAUGCUUGUUGGCGAAUCGAGAAUAUCGGUAAUUUGACAUGUUUUACAUUUGGAUGCUUUAGAUUUCCAUGAGUGAAGAAAUCGACGCUGGGUAGCAUGGCUUAUGCAAAGUUCCUCACCAUCCAAAGCAGCUAGGCAGUACGUUGCAAGUUAUAUGGACCAGACAGUUGCCGCAUUAUCUUACGGUGACUCCACUGACAGCCAAGUAUCCAGCCACCUGUUCGGGGAGCAGGAAAGUCUUGGAGGCACCGAAAUGCCGGCACAAGAAAAUGUCGCUGACCACUAUUUUGUGGCCCGUUCAGUUUAUUCGGAAAAUAGUUUUCUAGAGGAAAACGAAAGAAAGGAAAAAGUCCGUAUAACUUUACGUGACCGGCUGGCCAAGAGAUGCAGUUGCUCAGCUAAAAAGGUUCUGGGUAUUAUUAAAGUUGUGCUUCCUGUACUGGAUUGGUUGCCCAAGUACAGACUGAAGCAAUGGCUACCUGGAGACAUUAUUUCUGGACUGAGCACUGGCCUGAUUGCAACAUUACAAGGUCUGGCUUUUGCUCUCCUGGCUGAAGUCCCUGUUGGCUAUGGUUUGUACUCUGCUUUCUUUCCCAUUUUACCAUAUUUCUUCUUGGGGACGUCAAAACACUUAGCCGUGGGUCCAUUCCCAAUUACCAGCUUGAUGAUAGGGUCUUUGAUUCUGCAAUUGACACCUGAUGAAAAUUUCAUGAUGUCAAGCAAUAUGACCGAACUCAGUAAUGACACAAAUGUGGAUAUUGCUGCCAGGGAUGCCCAGAGGGUUGUCAUUGCUUCAUCUGUCACUGUUCUUGCUGGCAUCAUACAGCUUGUACUUGGGAUUCUCCAAGUUGGUUUCAUUGUUCGGUACCUCUCCGUGCCCUUAGUGGGAGGAUUUACAACUGCUGCUGCCUUCCACGUCUUUGUCUCCCAGUUGAAAAUAGUUUUAAGCGUGCCAACAAAGAGUUAUAUGGGAGUCCUCUCUGUCAUAUAUACUCUUAUUGACAUAUUUCGCAAUAUUCGGCAAACUAAUAUUGCAGAUUUCAUCGCUGGUUUGAUCACCUUUGUCUUGUGUGUAAUUGUGAAAGAAAUCAACGUUCGCUUCAAAGAUAAAAUAAAAGUGCCUAUUCCGAUUGAAGUAAUUGUGACUAUCGUAGCUACCGGAAUAUCAUAUGGUGCUAAUUUGGAAAAAAAAUAUAACGCUGGUAUUAUCAAAAGCAUUCCGACGGGAUUUUUACCACCGACGCCACCAGAUGUGAACUUGUUUAGUCAAGUGGGAACAUCAGCAUUUUCUGUUGCCAUUGUGGGAUAUGCUGUUGCUGUUUCUGUUGCCAAAGUAUUCGGUACUAAGCACGGCUAUCCAAUUGAUGGAAACCAGGAAUUCAUAGCGCUAGGAAUUUCCAAUAUUUUUGCUGGCUGCUUCUCAAGCUUUUUAGCGGGCACUGCUCUGUCCCGUACAGCUGUACAGGAAAGCACAGGAGGAAAAACUCAGAUUGCUGGACUUUUAACUGCAGUAAUUGUGAUGAUUGCCAUCCUGAUAGUUGGAAAGCUACUUGAACCUCUGCAGAAGGCUGUACUGGCAGCAAUUGUCAUAGCCAAUUUGAAGGGAAUGUUCUGGCAAUUUUUUGAUGUUCCAGUUUUAUGGAGGCAAAACAGAGUUGAUUGUCUUAUAUGGGUUGUGACAUGGAUUGCAUCCAUCCUUUUGGGAUUAGAUUUGGGCCUUUUAGUUGGUGUAUGCUUUGAACUUCUUACUGUUGUCCUUAGGGCCCAGUUCCCAGUUUCCGCAGCUCUAGCAAAUGUACCAAACACAGACAUUUACAAGAAUCUGAAGAAAUAUAAAAAUCUUGUUGAACCAAGUGGUGUGAAGAUCUUCAAAUUUUCUUCUCCCUUGUUUUUUGGAAGUGUUGAUUAUUUUAAGGAGAGACUCAAUAGCAUUGUUGGAUUUAAUCCUGUUCGAGUGUUUAAUAAGCGAACAAAGGCUUUGAAGAAGAUUCAGAAACUUGUAAAGAAGGGUCAAUUAAGAGCAACAAAGGACGGGGUUGUAACUGACGGAAGUAUUGCCAAUGAAGCUUUCGAAGAUGACGAGAACGCUGCAGAAGAGCCAGAUCCAGAGGUUCCCACAAAGGAAGUGGAAAUCCAAGUUGACUGGAACGCUGAACUCCCAAUCAAAGUCCUGGUUCCCAAAGUUACCAUUCAUAGCCUUAUUUUUGAUUUCAGUUCCGUGUCAUUUAUUGACAUUGUGGGAGUCCGAAUCUUUAAAAUGUUGGUAAAGCAAUUUGAACGAAUAGGCGUUAAAGUUUAUGUGGCAGCAUAUGAAGAUCACAUUGUGAAGAAAUUGGAAAAUUGUGGCUUUUUUGAUGAAAGCGUGAAAAAGGACAUGUUUUACCUCACUGUUCAUGAUGCUGUUGUUCACAUACACACUCAGACUAUGUACAAAGAAAUACAAGAUCCUAUAUUUGAGAAGAUAUCACUCAUACAAGAAUCAAAAGAACCUCUGGAAGAAGUCGAGGAUGAUGUGGAAGAACUAGAAGAUCAGAAUCAGGGCCACACUGGAUUCAGUUAUUGAAGCUCUUCGAUCCAAAUGAUCUUGGAUACAGAAUUCUCAAGGCAUAUGCACUUGUCAGUUCUUAUGGAUUAAUUGGAGUUUUCUAAACCAGGCCGGUGUUUUGUUUUUAAUAUGGAUAGGCCAUGAAUGAUCUUUGAUAUAAAUCUAAAAGAUUUGCAAUCUAUUUUUAUAUGUAUAAAGCACCUACAGCAAUCCUACCUUGAAAUUCUUGCAAUUGUGACUAUUGGUUGUUUUGACCUGGGAAUCAUUGUUAUGUAGUAUAUUAGGCACUAUUUUGUUCUGCAACUAGGGACAUGAUACGAUUAAUAAAUUGGAGUCAUGCUAUUGCACAGCCCAGCCUGAAGUACUCCGCAGUCAUGUCCUAUGGACUAAUUAGAUCUGAAACAGACUGUGCACGUGUUGCCAGGGCCCAGUUUGCAUUGUUCAUUUUCUGUCUACAGUAGAUUCAUAAUUUUGCAGAAUUCACCUUAAUUGGAUUGAAAUCUAAUCAGCCGUAGCUCACUGGGACAGGAAUUGUUGCACAUCAAAAACUGAAGUUUUGUGCCAUUUUAUUAUAUAAACUUUACAAGGGUAUGAUAUUUAGAAAUAUAGAACUUCAAACCCAAUUAUUUCCUACAAAAUGAACUUAAUGGGUUAAUGCUUUCUAUUCUAAGUUUAUUCCAAAUACAAUAUAAUAUAAUUAGUGCAUAAUAUAUUCUGAACAUUGCAUAUUACAUGAAAAAAUGUCUAAUCUUAAUGCUGUGAGUUAUUUUACUCUUGGAAUUGUUUUUUAAAAAAAAAACGUUUAGCUACCUUCAGGGUUAAUUUGAUUCUUCACAUUAUUGAUACCAAAGUGUCCUUAGUCACACCGAAGAAUAAAGUCUGUGGAGAUCAAGAAGAAAAAUGUUCUUAAUUUGGAAUUUUGCUUUAGAGGUAACCCAUGAGUAGUAAUUUUUGAGGAUGAUUGUGAUCAGUUUUUUUUUCCUUGUGGGAGAACUGCAUUAUAUUUACUAUUUUAUUUUAAAUUUAAUCACUGAACAGAAUAGCAGGUGUCUCAAAAAUUCAGGGUCAAUCAUACCAUUUAAACAAUCUACUCUUGCUUUCGGUGAAAACAAUUCAAUAGGCUAUAUAAUUUGAAAUGAUGGAUAUGGGAUGUGAAUGGGUGCAGAUUAUUUGUCCAUGCUGUGAUUGUUAUUCAUCAAAGAUAAAAGUACAAUAUUAACAAAUCUUGAAUUAAACAAAAGACAAGGAAGUUUUAUUUUCAAUUACGAAGGUUCUACUUUAGUGAAAGCAAUUAGCAUUUUUUUUGUAACAUCGAAGUGGUACACUGUAGAAAUGCACUCUAUACCACUGUGCAUGGAUUACAGUCUAUGUGGGUGUUAGUUUUAAAAUUGGCUUUAUAUUCAUUUUAAUACAUACCACUGGAAAUGUUGGAGUAUUAUUCCCUCAAAUGUCCUCACUGAUAGGUGAAAAUUCUAAUGGAAUUAUUGGGCUUAACAGCUAAAAUCUUUUGGUUCCCCCUUUUGAAUUACGAAUUUGAAGAUAUUGUUGUGGUAACUUUACUGUUCUGUAAUUGAAGUAAGGAGAAAGGCUGAUCUAUUUCUUUUAACGAGUUUAAAGUUUGCCACCAAAUAACCAGUUUUUUUGGAUUCAGGAUUGAAAUUAAGAAUUUUAUUGAAUAAAUUUUCAAGCAAGUUAAUUUAAUUUUUUUUCAAUUUUAACAUUGGUGUCCUCGAGUGUUAUUAUGACAUCAUUUAAGAUCCACCUUAGUUUUCAUCAAAUUUUCUGUCUACUUUAUUAAUUAAAGUAUCAAUCUGUUUAAAAUCAGUUGAUCAAUACAUGGCUUACACUUGUGGGCAUAGGAAUAUCAUUGUGUACUUUGAACAAUAGUCUGUAUUAUAUUCAUCGAUGGGCUCUGCUAAUCCAGCUUUUGAUUAGUCUUGCAGUGCUCAGUUCACUGUUUUGCAGGUUUUGUUUAUUUAUGCAAAUUGGUGACAGAUCAUGACUGGAAAUUUGUACCUUCGAGAAUCUAUUAGAUAAGCUACCUAAAUUUCAGUUACUCUAAUUUGUAACUGCAGACUUUGUAAAAUAAUAUGCAAUUAAGCUGUAGUAAAAUUAUAGUCAUUUCAGAAUCUUGUUGUAAGUAUGGAAUUAAGUAAUAAAAAUAGCAACUUUGGAAUUGCAUGUGAAAAUUGGGGAAAAAAGAGGGAUAGACUAACUCUAUUGGACAGGAUCUGUCUAGGAAUAAUUUGUUAUAAUCGGAAACAAUACAUGCAUGUUAAUGUUAAAUAUUUUAUACAAGUAAGCAUUUGUUUCAAUAUUUUUAAAUAUGUGGAAUGAAUGGGGUUUUUCUUGUGUUUGAAAAUAUUUAGGGUUUUUUUUGAGGUUGUCUCAUGCUACAAGUCUGAUCUGUUUACUAGUGGAGUCCUAUGGUACAUAUCCUUGCUUGCCAUGAAAUGCUCUCUGAUAUGAAACCAAAUAUUGUUUGCCAUUUACUACCUAUAUAUCUUUGUGCAGACAUUCUUUAUAAUUAUGGAUGAGUGGAUCACUGUUAAUUUUUGUUAAUUUAAUGUAAUGACAAAUUGAUUGGAUCAGUCUAAUAAAGAUAUCAGUUAAGGAAUGAUUGUAUAUGGAAUGUGCAACUGCUCACCCAUUCUACUCAUUAUAGUUCACUAUCCUCUUUUCACUAGUUCACUAAGCCUCUUUCCACCUUUCUUUAUCAAACUUGUAUAACUGUCUUUCUUCCUUCACUUUUGUGCUAAACAAAUUUACUGACCUAUUUGCGUCAUUUGCUGAUUACUCUCAAGUUUUUAAACAAAAAUUGUGAAUUCACCCAUUAAGUUAGAUGGUCUUCUACGCUUCUCCACAAGUAGAAACAUACUAUCUAUCAAAACCUUUUAUUUUAAAGAUUUCUUGGGUCAACCCUUUCAAGAAACAAGCAAGUCACUUUGCUUAGUCCUUCGUGAUGGGAAUAACUGCGUUUCUGAUGCAAACCCUACAAUUUGUUUUCAUUGCUUGUAUAUCAUUUAAUAUUCUUCUCCAGCCCUUUACCUUUCCCACCCAGCUGGCUUGACCUGUCAACUAGCCACUCUUCCUCCUCCUAUCCCCAUCUUUUUAUUCUGGCAUCUUCUUUUGUUUCCAGCCCCAAAGAAAGGUCUCUGUCUGAAACUUUGACAGUUUAUUCAUUUCCAUAGACGCUGCCUGACCUGAGCUCCUCCAGCAUUUUGUGCACGUUAAUCUGGAUUUCCAGCAUCUGCAGAAUCUCUUGUGUUUAUUAUUUCAAGUAUGGUUUAAUCGAACUCUAAGAGUUUACUGUAACUUCUAAAUUGCAAUUCUGCCUGUACAAGA